GCAAUAUGGCCCGCAGUCUGGUGCUGAUCUCGCUCGCCGCGAGCGCCUCGGCGCUCGUCGCUCCCGUCCCGGCUGCCAAGAGCGCCGUGGCGAUGAACUACCAGGCGUCCGAGGCGCUUCCCUUCAUGGAGAAGCCCGAGGCGCUCGACGGCACCUACGCCGGCGACGUCGGCUUCGAUCCGUUUGGCUUCACGUCGAUCUUCGACGUCAAGUGGCUGCGCGAGGCGGAGAUCAAGCACGGCCGCAUCUGCAUGCUCGCGUGGACGGGCUUCGUCGCGACGGACCUCGGCUUCACGCUCCCCGGCGACAUGCACCAGGUGUCCUCCGUGCUCGCGCACGACGUCGCGUGCAAGUACGGCGCCAUGCAGCAGCUCUUCCUCUGGCUCUCCUUCACGGAGGUCAUCCUCUCCGCCGGCGUCGCCCAGAUGAUGUGGAUGGGCUCCCCGCGCGAGCCGGGGGACUACGGGCUCGACCCGCUCGACUUCUGCUCGACGCCCGAGAAGAAGGCCGACAUGAAGCUCAAGGAGAUCACCCACUGCCGCCUCGCCAUGUUUGCCUUCUCCGGCGUCGUCACCCAGGCCGUCCUCACGGGCAAGGGCUUCCCCUACUUCUGAGCGCCGCGCGCGGACGGCGCGCGGCGGCGGGCG
Molecule: messenger RNA, 647 nt
Organism: Aureococcus anophagefferens
Lineage: Eukaryota; Pelagophyceae; Pelagomonadales; Pelagomonadaceae
Gene: LHC33
Product: putative plastid light harvesting protein isoform 33
Exons: 2
Coding region: 6-614 (202 amino acids)
Biological process (GO): response to light stimulus; photosynthesis, light harvesting in photosystem I
Cellular component (GO): membrane
Source: RefSeq, a predicted model, not a curated record